This is a messenger RNA of Necator americanus (New World hookworm), 3336 nucleotides long. RefSeq lists its product as uncharacterized. NCBI's taxonomy places the organism in Eukaryota, Metazoa, Nematoda, Chromadorea, Rhabditida, Ancylostomatidae. Gene Ontology annotation, molecular function: outward rectifier potassium channel activity; potassium ion leak channel activity. Gene Ontology annotation, biological process: stabilization of membrane potential; potassium ion transmembrane transport. The transcript is spliced from 29 exons. The record is from RefSeq and is a predicted model, not a curated record. Gene Ontology annotation, cellular component: plasma membrane. The coding region runs from base 1 to 3336 and encodes 1111 amino acids.
AUGACGCAAAGCUGUCUUAUAGUGACAAAUUUUUCUCGGCCAACUUCCGCACAAUCCGGCACAUCGCUUGGCUCAAAGAUUCGAUUCUCGUUCGAUUCGCUGCUUUCACGUCCUGAUCAUCCGGAACUCAUGCUCGGACGUCGUAGCAGCUGCUUACAACACGAAGAAUUCCUACGAGCACGUAAACCGCCACAAACAUGGCUAGGAAAGGCAAAAUACUAUUAUGAUAAGUAUAACUGUCGUUACUUUGCUCCAUUUCUCCUACUCUUCUUCUACUCUUUACUGGGCGCAUGGGUAUUCUACAUUGUAGAAAACGAGAAUGAAAAGGAAAUGAAAAUAAAAGAGGAAUGGGAUUUGAAUUGGUUGCGGAAUCACACUUUCAAUAAAAUUGUUGGAGUUUUUCAAGCAAGAAGAAGAAUUGAGAGAGCUUCGAAAUCCAGAGAUGUUCUAUUAUGGUAUGAGAAAGAGCUUCAAAGGGUGAAACUUCCAGAAGCCCUGGAAUGGGAUAUGUGGGGAGCAUUAUUCUAUGUGGGAACAAUUUUUACAACUAUAGGAUACGGGAAUAUUUUCCCACGAACAAUUACUGGACGUGCGCUGUCGGUGGUGUACGCCAUUAUAGGUAUUCCCCUUGUGCUGGCGAUUCUCUCGCGAUUCGGUCAAUUUCUGGAGCAUACGAUCACUCGUGCAUGGCUUCGACAUCGUGAACGAAUUAAAAAGACUCCUCAAAUGCUUCGAUCAUCAACGAGGACUAAAUCAGGGAAAUCGCCUGAAGAGCUUGAGGAAGGGAAGCUUAAAUCACCAACAUCUUCGGAAUUCCUCGAAGAGCACCUGAUAGAAGAUUCGAGGACCAUUCCCAUUUGGUUGGCGUUGUUAUUCUGUCUUAGUUGGAUAUGCGCUUGUGCCGCUCUGUUUCUAAUCUGGGAGAAACGAUGGACAUUUUUCACAAGCCUUUACUUCUUUUUCAUCUCAUUAUCGACUAUUGGUUUAGGUGACGUCGUUCCUGAUCACCCGCAUAUGUUGAUCCUCAUGUUCUGGUUGGUGAUUAUCGGACUAUCGAUCGUUUCAAUGUUGCUUACCGUAAUACAAAUCAAAUUCGAAGAAUGUCUCUAUAAUUUGAUGAUCAGAAUACAGGAAGAGUACCAUAGAAAUCUUGCUAACGGGACCCCGUUCGAUCAUGCUGAGAUCUGUAAAAAAGCUAUGGAACGUCAACCGUUGUUCAUGAAACUUUUCGGUCCAGAUAUGAUGUCCGAUGAUCAGAAGGAAAAAAUCGAAGAGAAGGUGGAACAAUUCGAAAGGGUUGUACGGAUUACGAACAACAAAAAUGUCCAAACUGAUACGCCCUUAGCGUCCGUGAUCGGCACUCAAAUGGAGAACGUUGCGAAUAGCAUAGCAUGUGACCCAAUGUCGGAAUCUGAUCGUGUUCUCAUGGCGAACGGCGAAACUCAAUGGUCAAGGCAAUUUCAAUCAACAGCGUGUGAGGAGCCAAAUUCGGAGGCUGAUGAUCAUGACUCGAUGUCAGACGCUACCAGUCUUCCUAUGGAUUCGACCAGUUAUUCUGCUCGUAAAUACACGGAUAGAAGUCAGAAAAAAGUCGCAUUCUGCACAACGUGCGCAAAUCGUGAGAACUCGACGAGGAGUGUCGCCCCUAAGGAGCCUAUAAAUACCGUAGACGAACCGGUACAAACAGAUAUUGCACAGUUUCAAAUCGAUGAGAUCGUAUUAAGAUUGGCGGCAUUACAGUCGAACCGCGUUCGUCCCGAUGUUGUCGAUCGAGGCAGUACGGCACCACGCUUUCGUAUGGGACGACGUGCGAAGAAACGAAGUCAACCGGAAAGUGUCGAAGAGAAAAGUGUCAAAGAUAUGACUGACAAUGAAAUCCUUAACACAAUGUUGCAAGUAAUGCAGCAGUCAUUGGAAACCGAUGCAUCACCGCCAAAGUCAACAAAGGAACUAGGUGUGAAUACGGUACCAAAUUCCGUAUCCUCUUGUGGAGUUUCGACGUAUCCGAUUUCGAGACGAACACAGUCCAUAGAGACAGACCCACACGAUGUCACAAACAGAAGUGUUGCUACAGAUAAUGCUAUACUUCUCGAUAAAAGUAUGGAAACUUCUAGAAGUGAACGAGAUCCCACGAAUAUGUCCUGGGAUGAAAAAAGACGUCAUGACAUGAUGACGUCACCAAUCAUCCGACGUCUUAUGAUGAAAACCUCUGCUAUCGGUUCAGACUCCUCUUACGAUGCGGACGAUCGCUCACAGCAAACAUCCAUAGCUAUCGAUCCGCCUCGAAAAGGCAGUGAUCGAUCGCAACAAACAUCGUUGAUGAUCGAUCGACCAUGUCCGGACGUUGAUCGUUCGCUACAAACGUCACCUAGUGUCGAAAAACAACAGAGCGAUCGAUCAAUCCAAUCCGCUCCUGACUGUAUGGAUCGGAUGACGUCACCGAUCCUAAGAGAAUCAUUCAAUCGAUCAUUCCAAACACCUCCCGAUGAGGUGACGAAUCGAUCGCAACAAACUUCUCUCGAUAUGCUGGACAAAACGCAAGAGACGAGUCGAGCGGAGUUAGUAUCGCAAUGUGUUGGAACGGAUCCAGAACCUGGUGGUUACAAUCCGAUCACGGAUUGGCCACGUAAUAGUGUCAGUAUGUAUGAGGGACGAAUGACGGAUAGUAUGGAAACAAGCACACAAUAUUCGCCUCCAAUGUCACGGUCCGUAACUGCACAACAGACGGAUACAGACUACUUAACAGUGCCAGGUAUGAGAACACGUUCCAGUUCAACAUGUGGAUUAGGUACCAGCAUUCAUGAUGAUGAGAGUCGUCAAGAGGUUAUCAUCCAAACCGAUGACUCGUAUCUAAAAAUUGCUCGUCGUCUGGAUGAGUAUCGUUCGAAUCGAACACAGUUUCUGCCGGUCGUUGCCGCAUCGCCGCUCGGCUCACGUGACAUUGAACCGUUUAAAACUGAUCGUCCAUCGGAAAGACGAGGAUUUUAUGUUGAUAUGAAGGAUUUGCUGCAAAGGCGGAGAUCGUCGAAGGCGCGACGGAGGAUGAGCCAUAAAAUCAACAAUGCUGAAGCACAAACCGGUUCAUCUAUGGAUAAAGCCCAACUGGAGCCCAUAAUAUCAGGUCAUCACGAGAGAAGUCGCUCGAUCUCGCCCGAGACUCCGCCUCGCCCACGCCGUGUGCUCGCACGCGUCGCUUCACUUCCCGCCGGCGUCGCACGCGGCAAGGUCGGUGAAUUUGUGGCGAAACACGAACGUGGCAUUCCGAAUCCGGCUGUGGGACGUGACCGCCCCGUUCGCAUCGUACGACAAUAUGCGAUGGUCGAUAAAGGCACCUGA